Molecule: messenger RNA, 933 nt
Organism: Colletotrichum truncatum
Lineage: Eukaryota; Fungi; Ascomycota; Sordariomycetes; Glomerellales; Glomerellaceae
Product: Mitochondrial oxaloacetate transport protein
Source: RefSeq, a predicted model, not a curated record
AUGUCAACAACUUUGGGCGCCUUCAUCGCCGGCGGCAUUGCCGCCUGCGGCGCUGUGACGGCUACACACCCGUUCGAGACUGUCAAGAUUCGGAUGCAGUUACAAGGAGAAUUGAAGGACAAGGGACAUCAACCGCAUCAAUACCGAGGCCCUCUUCAGGGUGUGUCUGUCAUUGUCAGGAACGAGGGCGCUCGGGGCAUCUACCGCGGUAUCGGGUGCGCGUACAUUUACCAAGUCCUGCUGAACGGCUGCCGUCUGGGUUUCUACGAGCCAAUGCGCAAUACCCUUGCUACCUUCAUAUACAACGACGGUAAGACGCAGAGUUUGGGCAUCAACAUGUUCUGUGGCGCCGGGUCAGGAAUCAUGGGCGCCGCCGCCGGUAGUCCCUUCUUCCUCGUCAAGACACGGUUACAGAGCUUCUCGCCCUUCUUGCCUGUGGGCACGCAACACAAGUACCGCAACGCAUGGAAUGGCCUCAGCUCGAUCUACAAGACAGAGGGAGUCCGUGGUCUUUAUCGUGGUGUCGGCGCCGCCAUGAUUAGAACUGGCUUUGGAAGCUCCGUGCAGCUGCCCACCUACUUCUUCGCCAAGAGAAGAUUCGUUCGCCAUCUUGGUAUGGAAGAGGGUCUACCUCUGCACCUUGCUAGCAGCACCGUCAGUGGAUUCGUUGUUUGCUGUGUAAUGCACCCUCCUGAUACCAUCAUGUCCCGCCUGUACAACCAAAACGGAAACUUGUACAAGGGCGUCUUUGACUGCUUGUCCAAGACGGUUCGUACGGAGGGGUUCUUAGCCAUCUACAAGGGUUUUCUGCCUCAUCUUGCCAGAAUCUUACCUCACACAAUCCUAACCCUGACCUUGGCUGAGCAGACGAACAAGCUAAUUAGGAAGCUCGAAGAUCGUAUUCUUCCUACGGCCGCCCUGCAAAACCCUUGA